AGAGGGAUACAUGCAGGCAGAGCUGGUGGUCAGUGUGUGGGAGGGGAGCCAUUGUAUAGGUGUGUCCGCCACACUGUUUGCUGUCAUACCUCCGUGAUCCACGCUGCGCUCCCUCUCUCUCUCUCUCUCACAUUCCCUUCAUGGUCUAGGCCUUGUAGGCCUGACACCCACUCAGUGGUGACACGCUUCGUUUGGCCUGCCCUGUACACACUCGGAGCUCCAAGCAGACACCAACUUCCAGUCCAUGGAUAGGACGAUUUUGAACAAAAGGUGUGCACUGUGAUGCUGUAGAGCCUUGCACUACUUGAGGCAGAAGGGCGUCACCAGGUUAUCUCAAGAUGGCUUCGCGGGUAACUUUCGUUACUGGCACAGCGGAGGUCAAGAGAAGAGAUCGCAAUGGCUUUGAUGUUAUGGAGAAGCCUAAGGUUGCUUUGAUUGAUGGCAAGUGUGAUUGCUGUCCGUAUGGAUACCACAUUGACCUGGACUUUGUGAACUUCUGUGAGAACAUUACAAGUGGCUCCACUCUGAAGCAGCUGAAGCGAAUCCAGCGAGCCAAGCGGAAAUUACGCAAGUCGAUGGAGGUGAUGCUGCAGCAGCAGAAUCAGGCGCGCAUGGAAGAGGCGGGUACACCGCCACCAGACGUCGUCCACUCCACCGAGGCCAGUCGACUCAUGCACAUGGUGGAGUAUGAACAGUCGUCCACCCACAGAAUACUGGAUGAGAUUGACUCCUCAGUCGAUCAGACCAUAGCUCACAUUGACUACAUGAUGAGGCCAACACGCAAACAGCAGCGAUAUUUUAGCUCUGAUAGUGAAGAUGGUGUCAGCCCUGUAAGUCCGACGAGAUAUAAUACAUUCCCAUUACGACGAAGUCCAAAUGGCGACGAAUCUUCACAUUUUGCUACAUCACUGUCAACUUCUGGACGAACUGAUUCCAUGAGUUCGCUGUCAUCUGUUUCCACUGUAUCAAGCGAGAACCCACAAGGUCAGAUUAUGGCAACCCAUGGAGGACAUGGGACACAGUAUGUCCAUACCACUGCCACAGCUGAAAUAGCUCACCCAACCCACAGCCAAACCCUGAACCAAUCCCACAGCAAAUCACACAGCACUCACACCCACAGCAGCCACAGCAGCCACAGCACUCACCAGACACAGAAGUAUCGCACAGUCACGUCUGCCCAACUGGCAGAGACAAUGGCCACUCACUUCCCCCAGACCGAGAGAGAUGGUGCCAUAUCUCCCCAGUCCAACACUGCCAACAUCAGCAAGAUGUCCCUGUCUGCGAUCAGGGAGGCCAUGGCCAUGAGUCUUCAGAGAAUGAAAGACCUAGAGGAGCAGGUGAAGGCCCUGCCUAUCCUGCAAGUUAGAAUCUCAGUGCUCAAGGAGGAGAAGAGGCUACUGAUGCUACAGCUCCAGGCAAGGAACAGCAAGCUGAACACCAGGAGUAUUGGAGUUGGAGACAAGUCCAUUCAUGAAGUUGAAGUAGCUGAAGCAAUGCCUGUCAUGAAGAUAGUACAAGCUCAGUCUCCUGUCAAGACAAUAAGGUUCCCUGAAGUACCCAUGUCUCCAAUGUCACCACAGAUGUCAACGCCUAUCAAGAGCCCUCCUCCCACUCUGCCGAAACCCAAGAAAUCUCGAACUGUUGGUAUUGGAGAGCACAGUGUCAUUGAGCCGUACCUGCUGCAACCAGAUCUCCCAACAGGAUACACAGUGAAAGAAAAUGAGGUCCACACAGAGAUCAGAACACGCGUCUAUGAGCUGGAGACUCUUAGUCGUUCCUUCAGGGAUAUGCCUCGUCUCGAGACCACGUUUGACCCUCAGCUGAAGAGUCCUAUGUUAUCUCCUGUUCAGGCAUCAAGUCCAAAGACUCACAUCACUAUCAACCAGAUACAGAGAGGAGGAGGACCUAAGGCACUGACUCGCAGCAUUGGGGUUGGAGAUGGCAAUGUGUUCGACAAUUCCGGUCUGCACAUCCAUGAAAAGGAACUGAGGACCGUCAUCAUUGGCCAAGGGGGACCAGUCGGGAAAAGGAAUGUAGGUGUUGAAUGUCGAGUCCCAACUAGAGAUGUGGGGGUCUCCUAUGUGUGUGAUGAUGAAAAGCCUUCAACAAGAACAGUUGGGAUAAAUGUUGACACUGGCAGCCUCCUGACUUCCUUGAGCUUCAAAGGGGAGGAACUGAGAGGAGCCCUGCGGGAUAUGCUCAGUAAAAAUGUCCGUUCCAUUGGCACAAAUUGUAACUUCAGACCUUUGACUAAUGAUGUUGGCACCGAUUCAGAUCAAAUAAAAACAGUAACUGUAGGCGUUGGAGACUGCCGGACAGAUGUUGAUGUGAGAGCUCACCAUGUGAUGAGGUCCGUCGGCGUGGGCUUCCACCCCGAAAUGACAAGCCGUUACGUGGGCACAGAGAAAGGAUGGAUGUUGGACCAGGGAACCAAUACUCCUAUUGCGGACAAGAAGAGCAAGAGCACAUCCACAGAGAAGCCUAGGUUUGUGUAUGCCUCAACCAACACAGACUCAGCUUCCCUCAGAAACAGCAGCAACCAGACGGACCACAAGAUAUUCUAUGCAACAGACCAACUGAAGAAUGCCAGUUGCAAUACUCAGAAACAAGCUGCCCAGUCCAUAGGAGUGAAUACUGAUUUCAAGUGUUUGAAGUCUGAUACUUUUGACUUUGCAAUUACAUUCCAGAAUGAAUCUUCUAAUACCGAGUUCAGUGUUGCUGAGAAGGGUGUUAACACUGAUAGCAGAUAUGGUGACAAGAGUGCUGCACAGUCUGUGAAGACUGUUGGUGUGAGCAAGGACAUGGACAGUGGGCAGCAACAGAGGCAGUUCGGAGAGCAGGUGUCGAGGAGCUCAGUGGAAACUGUCAGCACCGUGCGUAGCAACCAGAGCGCCACAGUGAACAGCGGAGGCAGCUACAUGCCAGCUGAUAUGAGCAGAUUCAUGAGUGUUGGGGGUUCUUCCAGUGUUGAGUCUCAGAGAAGUUCUGUGGGAAGUACUGAGGUCAAGAGGAGACAAUUAGAGAGUUCACCAAAGUCAUCACCCAAAAGAAAAUCAGGUGAUGAGUUUGAGGAAUAUCGAUAUUCUGAAGAGUCUUACGUUAUCCGUGGUAGUGAUUUGGAGCAUGGGGACUUUGAAAUUGUGAAAGAUUUAGGUGGGACUGAAAAGAGAAUUGUUGCUAAAAAAUCGGACUUGCCUCUGGAACAAGUGCUAGGGAUUAAUGAACAAAGAAAGACUGGGAGGCUGCAGGCGGGUGGGCAAGAUGGACUGUCAAUCAGAGAAGAGCAAGUAACAUACAGAAGCUCAGGAACAGACUUUGGACUGUCCAGACAAUCUGGAGAAAAGGCAGAACGUGAUAGGGUUGAUGGCAGUAGUGGCGAGGCUGUUGGGUACAUCAGGUAUCUUCAGGACUCCACUGGUGGAGAUGGUCAAAGUGGAACAUCAAGUGCACACAGUACUACUAUAAUUUCUGCUGAUGAGGUGUUGAGGCGAAGUAGCAGUGGCAGCUCAGAAUCAACUGGAGGAAGUGGAAUAACAUCAAUGCAGGAAAGCGUCACACGGAGAAGUGGAGGUGGUAGCGGUACCACAACUGUCCAAGAGACAGUCGUUCAGAGAAGUGCCGAGGGCAGAGGUGGCACUGGUAGGACUAUUGUACAAGCUAGCGGAGGUGGAUACACUUUCGCAGAAGGAAGUGGAGCUGGCAGUGGUAUGACAGCUUUUCAAGGACAAGGAGGAGAUGGCAGUAUGAGAACUGUUCAAGAGACUGUUGUACAGAGAAGUGGUGGAGGUGGUAGUGGAAUGACAGUUGUUCAAGGAACUGGAGGUGGUAGUGGUACAACAACUGUUCAGGAGACUGUAGUGCAGAGAAGUGCUGGUGGCAGAGGUGGCAGUGGGAUGACUAUUGUACAAACAGGUGGAGGUGGGUACACUUUUGCGGAAGGAAGUGGAGGUGGUAGCGGUAUGACAACUGUUCAGGAAACUGUAGUGCAAAGCAGUGGAGGAGGUAGUGGGUUUUCUUCAUCUCUUACUUCUCCAUCUCAUGGUCUGACUCUAAAUGUGGACAAUGCUAGUCCAAGGUCUAACAGACGUGGGUUAUGGGAAAGGGAUGGUGGCAUUGAUGGAAUAGCUGGCUUCAGCCUGAGUACAAGCCCAACCCGCCUCAGUGGUGGAUCCUUCACUUCAGAUUCAGGAGGCUCUGACACACAGAUCUUGGAGAGUCCAGAUAGUGGCAGGCAGAGGUCAGUUGUCACACGAACAGUGACCACAACACAAUCCACGCGAGGCGGUGCUGAUGUGACUGUUGAGGAGACAACUUCCUCUCAAGGUGGGAAGGUGACCUCCACAAAAACUGUAACGGUAACCCAGACCUGCUUGGCAGCGUCCAGAGACAUGAACAGUCAAUGUUGAAAUGGACUGGAUAUUUUAGAUGGUAAUAUGACUUCAUCCCAGUACUCCAAUGAAAGUGGGUUCUCUGUGACUCCCAGCAGCUCCCAAGGGGACUUCAACAAGGGGCUGGGGAGCGACUUGGAUAGAAACAGAAUGUCCUCCUCCCACAGCAGUGUGAAUACAUCCUUCGACUCUGAGAAUGGCACCCUCAAGUCAUGCAUCAAACGCAGCAAGUCAGACACGCAAGUGAAGAAGGGAAUCUCAUUUGCUUCAACAGUUGUUGGCGGCAAGAAGGCUUCAGUGAAAAGGACUGAUUCAGAGGAGUCGACUGAUGGAGAGUCCGAGAACGAGGAGGCUGAGGGUUCCGACAGCAGCUACGAGGAGGGGUCAUACGAUGGUCGUCAUGGAAACAUUGUGUAUCAAUGUAAAGAUGACGAGGCCAUUGCCAAGGGCAUCCCAGGUGCUAAGAUGUUUGACCAGAAUAUUCGAGAAACGUUCGAGCUGAGUGAAGACAUGAGGAUGUCCUGUAAAGUGCUUGCCAACUAUCUGGUUGAUUCAACAACCAUCAAAACUUCACAACUGAACACAAACCUGAGUACAAUCCAGAAGGAGUGGUUCAAUGUGUCCAGUCAGAAACUGUCAGACCACUACCAGGUGGAGGACUUCAUGUCUUCCUUCAAUGAGAUCUCCAAGAAGCUGCUGGAAUACAUUGUCAAUAUGGCAGACACAAAUGGGAACACAGCCCUCCACUAUGCUGUUUCCAACUGCAAUUUUGAUGUCUGCAACCUCUUCCUUGACUCGGGAGUAGUGGACGUAAACAAGCAGAACAAGGCAGGCUACACCCCAGUGAUGCUGGCCUCGCUAGCAUACAUUCAGACCCAAGGCCAGAUCGAGACAGUACGCAGGCUUUUCAGGCAGGGAGACGUUAAUGUCAGGUCCUCUCAGGCAGGUCAGACGGCCCUGAUGCUGGCGAUCAGUCAUGGUCGCACCAACAUGGUGGAGUUCCUUCUGGAUGCUGGAGCAGACGUGAAUGCCCACGACAACGAUGGUUCCACUGCACUCAUGUGUGCGUGUGAACACGGCCACAACGACAUCGUGAAGGUGCUGCUCAGUCAUCCCGCUACUGAUGCCAACCUGACUGACAAUGACGGCAGCACGGCCUUGUCAAUUGCAAUGGAGGCAGGCCACAAAGAUAUUGGCGUAGUUCUUUACGCACACCUUAAUUUCUCCAAGACUUCACCUGGUCUUGUGAGAAAACGCAAGAGUUCCAGCUCUCCCACGCCAAGCCGGAUUUCCCGGUAACAGUAGUCAUGGAAACAAUGCUGUAAGAGGCUACUUUGGACCAUUGAUGACUGGAAAAAGAUCUGGUCAUGGAAUCAACAAUGCAAGGGAGACAACUCUUGAUAUUAUCUUGCUACUAUGUGCCAUUUGUAUACAGGACAAUACCCUCAGAUAGUAUCUAUGCACUGUCUAUAUGUUGGUUUAUACACACUAUUAUCUCCCUUACCAUGAUGCUCGCGUCAUCUCUACCUCGUACAUUCCUCAUUUAGCCACCAUGUUCUCCCACACAUUCUCAACAGUCCAGGUACCAUUGUUUCGUGUUUCUUGCUUCAUGCAAGCAGCACAGAAUAUAUUCACAUGGGAUUUGUUGUGAAUAUGUGUGACAAUAGAUAAUAUUUAAGCUUUCUGAGUAAUAUGUAUCAUGCUUGUUAGACAACUAGAUCAUUUCAAACAAGUUAUUGUUCCUAAAUCUAGUUGACAGUUUUAAUGAGGUUGUUCCUAAGCUUUUACUAUAUUUAUGAUCAUGAUAUUGAUUUGUUUUAACACAACCUGGGAUUGCAUUGACAUUGCAGACCAGGCUGUUUUAUUUGAGAUUUUAUACAGGUUUGCUUUUAGUAUUUCAAUAAAAUCACAGCGAUACAAUGUAGAUUUGUUCUCAGUGUAUGAACUUGUAGAGUAUCUGUAACAAGGGCAGAAGUAUUUAGGUCAGGCCACGUUCUGUUAAUCAGCUGUAAGUUGCCGCAUGUUAUCGCCCGUAGGUGUGAUAAGUGUGGUGUCCUGUGGGAAGAUGUCCUCAUAUUCAGUGUUAAUAUAAUGUGUUACAAUGUUACAUAGCUACGACUGUAAGUGGCUGAUCUGUUACAUAGAUAAUAGCUUUUGAACACAUUUAUUUUGCUUCGAAGAAACCAAUUAAUAUAGAUCUAAUUUGAAAUGUACAUUCAAAAUUUGUUACAUGUGAAAUAAACGUUUGUUUAUUUUUAAAAGUUUUUGACGUAAAUAUUUGCUAUUGUGUGAUGUCUACAACAAAGAUGCUUUUGCAUAGAUGCAUGUAGAACUUCCUAGAUGUGUUUUACCAAUGAGAGUAUCAUCAUUAACUCUUGCUCUGCUCUCAAUGUAACUUCUACUAUGGUGCUAUAUCAUUAUCAUUCGCUUAGCACAGGAAGAGUUAAUGAUAUCAUGUGUAACCAUGGUGAGGAGACAGUGGGAGGUGACAACUCCUGUGUUAUGUUGUAUUCCAGUUUGUACUCUCAAAUUGUAUUAUACCACUGUAAUGAGUUUGUUGUUUUCUCUUGAAGCAUGAGUUGUGUAGACUCGGUGAUGUGACUUGAACAGAUUGGGUUGUGAAGGUAUAUCUGCUAGGAUUGGAUCACAUCAGACUAAUUGUGUGGAUGUAUAUUAAACACCAUUAUACAUACACAUUUCAGACAUUGCAACAAGAUAUAUGACAGUGUGAAAACCGAUCUCACUGUGGGGUAUCAAAUGGUUGUGAUCGGGGCUUGUGUUCUGUUAGGUCGGUCUGUCUGACUGACUGACCUCUAGCAGGAAGAUAUCAUAUUUGUUUUGUCAGUGUGACUCCCCAGAGGUCCAGCAGGAUAUGAUUGCAGGGACAGAAAUUAACCCCUAAAGUCCAUUCAAUGAAACCCACCAUCUGAAUGGUUACAUAUGAGCAUCUCAAAAUAAAAAGAUACAGACAUUUGUCGGAACCCAUUUUAUGUAAAUUCAGACAUUUAUGUUUCAGAUUAACAAGACUCAAAGUAAACAACUGAACAAUUUGAAAUUCUAUUUCGCUCAACAUACUUUUACUUUUAGAAAAGUGGCCCUUGAAUCAUGCUGGCAAUGUCCAUCUUAUCCAUGAUGUUAUUUUCUAAAAGUAUGAACUAAUCAUGAUUACAGUGAGAUAGCUGCCUAUUGUGUGGGUCGUUGUAUUGUCAUCUCCUGGGUUGGGGCCUCUGUCCCUGGGUGUAUAAUUGUAGCCUUGUAGAAGCUGCUUUAUGCAAAGACAAUGGGCUUUGUAUUCAGAUACAGUCUGCAUUUAAGUGUAAGAAACUAGCUUGUGUACAGGUGAUUAGGCAGUGUACAGUAAUAUAUUCCCUUGUAUUUAUUGAUCAACUGAUGUACUUUCUCUUCAGCCUGACAACAACCUCUGUGUCGUCAUACCAUUCAUAUUCACCCCCCCGAAGUAUAAAGGCCAUAGCUACAUUAACCAGUGUAACUCGGCUUGGUUGUUAGACCUGUUAUUGGUUAAAGGGUUAAGUUCACUAUACAGGAUAUCUGUCACUUAGGUCAUCUUCAGAACACCGAUCUGGACUUCUGGACUUGAGUCAGUUACAAUGUGUUUAAGGCACAAUACAGUGAUGUAUGGUGUAGUUUUAAAUGUAUUUGCGUGCCAUGCUAAACGUCUAUGUUUGAUUCCCACAAAUUUUUAUAUGAUGUUCCGAAAAGCAUCUACAAAACUGACCCACGGACAUACAGGAUUAGUGACCAGAUUAUGUCUUUUCUUGCCAUGGAUUUUAUCAUCUUUACAUGUACCACCUCUUUUAAAAAUUUGGCACAUUUUAUUGAAAUUAUCAAGACAUUAUGGCACAUUAAUGAAAGGUUUGAUAGGGUCUGUCUGACGAAGGGUUGUGUAUUGGAUGAAUAUUUCAGCCAGCCCCCGAGGAUGUAGAAUGUUUGACCUACUUUCAACAGGGAUGUAAUGAGGUAUCUGUUGUUGCAUAUAUGACCGCGGCAAUCUAUCCUUGUUGCCUGUUAUCGAUGGAUAUCAGUGUUGAGGAUGUAAUGACAGCUACAAUAGCUUCCACGAGGGUGUGUUCACCUGUUGCUAUGGUUACAAUGUCACACAGCAUGUUGUUGUGUCCCUUUUUUUCAGGGUCUUAUUAAGAUCAGUGAAGUUGAAUGUUUUUAGAUACGUUUGAAUGGGGGUGGUGACACUGAAUGCCUUUUUAGAUUCACUUUGUGUUGAGUAGGAAGGUACUGUUUGAGAUGUUUCUGAGUGCAGGUUUUUAUUGUAAACAUGAGGGGGGCACCUGUAUUCAAGACCUCUGGUAAUUGUUUUAACGAGCUACUGGUUCACAACACAUUCAAGGUGUCUAUUUGCAACAGUUUUAGAUUGUGUCACUUGUUGGUAGAUGUCUGACUUAGGACAGAAUUACUUUCACUAUCAUUCCAAGCAGGAGUGUUUUCACACAAGCUCACACACUACACCCACCCUGUACAGACAUACAGUGUCAGCACUCUCAUCUUGUCAGGCUGAUCUUCUCAGCUGUCCUGUCUCCAUGUCCAAGUCAGAGCCUGUUGUUUUAUGAAUGAUCUCUUAAUAAAGGGUUGUGUCUUGUUUAAAUCCAGCUUGUGAUGCAUGGACUUUUCACACAUGGUGAAGGUUGUUUGAAAGAAUGUUAGGGAAAUAAUGUGUAAAUAUUCCUGUCAGAUGCAUUCCACUUUAGUUUUACAAAUUAUUUUCUUCAGGUUAAGUUUGUAUUUUUGUUGAACAAAUUAUUAAAAUAUACAUAAUAUAAAAGUUUGGAUAGUUGAAUUCCAUGAAAUAGUGCCUUAGAUUUGUGCUUAGUUUCCGAGAAUAGCCUGAUGGAUAUACUAGCAGAGCUGAUGCUUAGACAGUGGAUCGUAGUGAUUCUCCUUCGCCAUGAUAUAGCUGGAAUAUUGCUGACUCAGGCGGAACUUUGUUGACUCUCUCUCUUGUUUUUACCAAGUCUCAGUUAAUAAAUCUGUCUUAGAAUGGUUUCCACUGCCUCCAAGGGCCAGCUGUAUGAGUGUAUAUUAUAUUCUACAUAACAUCUACAUAUCACUAGUCUAUAAGGCAAUAAAGCUUCAUUAACAAUGUA
Haliotis rubra (blacklip abalone) is the source of this 9505-nucleotide messenger RNA. RefSeq lists its product as uncharacterized. Gene Ontology annotation, molecular function: protein binding. Gene Ontology annotation, cellular component: cytoplasm; cytoskeleton. Gene Ontology annotation, biological process: negative regulation of actin filament polymerization. Lineage: Eukaryota; Metazoa; Mollusca; Gastropoda; Lepetellida; Haliotidae. The record is from RefSeq and is a predicted model, not a curated record.